AAAACGCUUCGGUACACGAAGCCGUUCGCAUACAUUAGGGCAACCAUAUAGAAACGCGUAUUUAAGAGAGGCACUCGUAAAAGUUGAACUUAUUCAACUUGACUCCGGUGUUUUACUCGAAACUCUUCUCGCCACCCUCCCCGUCGACGUUACGUACGCAGCCGUGGCGUGCCUGCAAGCCAAAUAACAUGGAGUCCUCUGCCUGGCAUCUUCCAGGGAUCCAUGCAAAAAGCCCGAGCAGCGAUUAAAAGAGCAAGUUUGUCCAUGGGAGCAGUGAAAGCCUCUGGUGAGCAUCGUUUCGGGGCGUAAAAGCUUCAGCUCCGACCUGAAAGUAUGACGAACGGUGAUUAAACAGCCAGCCUUUCUCUGCGAUCCGCAAACCAGGCCGAUUUCAAAGAAGAGGAGACUGCACAAUGUAGGCAGGGUUUCCAUACUGUUCUCUGGGGGACCAUGGAGCCACAGGGGCAAAACCUCACCCCAGGGACCAGCUAUGGGCCCCCAGCCUUUAACUCAGCAGAAAAUGAUGUCACACCCACCUUCCUCACCUGCACCUUACAGUCCUCACGUUCUCCACAUGUGAGAGAUGGCCUGAUGUCUGCCAGAGACUCGUGGGGCCACGCUGGAGAUGAGGGCUCCAAGCAGACUGAGGGCACUCAGCCCAGUGCAGACCCAGGGAGGAGUGCACAGAGGAGAUUCAGGUCCUCAGCCUUUCCUUCCUCCCUGAGCUGGGACUCUGACUCUGAGAAAGAAACACUAGAUGAGGAGGAGCUACAGCACUUUUCUAACCCUCAUGGUCUGGCUGCACACAGCCCAGGAUCUCCUUCUUCUGGACUCAGACUUGAUAGUGAGGAUGACCAGCAACCUGAAAAACUGCAGCACUUGCAUAGCGAGACUAACUCGCCUGCCCCUGUGGAAGGGCGUGAUGACAACAAUGAGAGCACAAAAACCGAAGAGCCAAAUAGAUCUCAGCUUGGUCCAACAGAAUUGGCAGACAGCAAAGUCUGGAAUGUAUCAGAGGAAGCUGAGCUGUUUCUGGACAAAGUAAAACCAAAGGACGGUUGCCAAAUGGAGGAGGAGGCAGACAAUAGUGAGGGAGAGAAAAUGCCCAAGGGGAAAGACACGAAGGAGCCUGAGAGAGAUGUGUAUAGCUUCCCUGGAGAUUCAGACCCUGAGAGUCCCCCUCCUGCCCCCUGGGCUCAUUGCACAUUCAUUCAGCGAUGCAGAAAGAAAAGGGUGCUGCUGAGGCCCUUCUCUGGACUUGGCACCUUGAAGCGCACAUUGCCUGAACCUGGCAAGCGGGCAAGAGUGAGUCCUCAAAAAUCAAAACCUGCUGAGCCUGCACAUCUGAAUCAAGGUGGAGGGGUUUACGAUUUUGAAGAAGUUAAUUUUGGAGAUGGAGCGGUUGAAGAACCAAUAAAGUUCAGAGAGAGAGGAGGGAAAAGAGACAAAGAGGGAGAUAGUGAGGUAGUGCCAGGUAAAGAAAUCUUCACCUGUGUGGAAUGCAGCAUUUACUUCAAAAAGCAGGUCCACCUGCAAGAGCACAUACAUGAACACUGUCAAAGUGGUGCAGGGGGUGGCAGGCAUUUAGGAAAGGGUGGACGCUUUAAGUGUGUCGAAUGUGGAUGGAACCUGCCAAAUCGACUCACACUGGCUGACCACCACAGAAGGCACCAGGAGUCCCGUCUGAAGAUCUUGGAGGAGAUCGAGAAACUGAAUGAAAAUGGGAAGGCAAGAGACAUUCAGAAUCUCGACGGUAAGGUCGUGAAACAUAUAAGCCUAGACCACGCUGUUAUGCAAGAUGAAAGUGCAGCCUCGAUUCCAGGCAAAGAGUCAUACCCAGAAAUAGUCACAUCUCCACCUCUUUCCCCAGCCCAGAUUACAACAGCAGACACAGACCCAGCAGUUCUUGAGUCAGAGACAACUCCUCCAAAUUCAGUUCGAACUCUAGCUCAAGCCAGAGCAGUUUCUGCCUGCCGCCGCCGCUUUGUCUGCACCAAGUGUAACUUCAGCACAAGAACCUCCCAGGCACUGGCUAAUCACUCUAAGACACACAGUAGGAAAAAAAACACCAAUCAAGCCGAUUCCCCAUCCCCUGGUUCACCAUCAUGUUUGGCAUCCCUAGCCUGUGGCCAUUGUGCCUUCCUUACCUCAAGUCAGACUGUAAUGAGGGAACACCAAAAACUUGUUCAUCCAGGACGGGUCUCCAUCAGUGGGGCGCUGGCUGAUGAGACUGGCCAGCAUUCGAGGUCUAAAAGCCGACAAGGGGUCACUGCCCCCGAUGACCCCACAACACCAGAAAGAGCUGUAGCUCGGCCCACAAGCCAGGCAGUCGUCAAGUGUGUUGGGAACAGGAGGUUCAGUGGAAGAGGGAGGACUUGGACUAAUCUGACUAAGUUUCAUCCCAGGUUAGAUGAUGACGAGCUGUCCGGGAGUGAAGGUGAUGGAGAGCCGGACGAAGAUCAGAGCACAGAGCUUGACACUGAGUGUUCCCAACAAGAGGCCAACUCACCUGCUGGAGUGAAGCCACACACCAGAGCACGUUCAAACACAGAUGACUGUUCAGCACAGCAGAGUGCUACAUUAUCGCUCCCUUCUAAGAAAAGUGUGAAGGACGAAGACAAGCUGGAAGUGGAGAAAGAUGGAAAGGUUUUCUUUUUGAGGAGGAGCAACCGGGUUACUGCUGCUCCUGCAGAAGUUGACAGUGAUGAUGAUGAUGACGACAUUGACGAGGAACAUGUGCGACGUUUCCUGUCAGAGGGCAUCUUGGAUGAAGACAACGAUGGGAUUGAUGAUGAUGCAGAGGCACUCAAGAGUGUGGAGAGGAAAUGCCCCUACUGCCCCGAUCGAUUUCAUAAUGGCAUUGGACUUGCCAAUCACGUGAGAGGCCACCUGAACCGAGUAGGCGUAAGCUACAAUGUGCGUCACUUCAUAUCCCCUGAGGAAGUCAAUGCAAUUGAGAAGAAGUUCUCCUAUCAGAAAAAGAAAAAAAAAGUUGCUAACUUUGACCCAGAUACAUUCAGUGUGAUGCACUGUGAGUUCUGUAGCGCUGGCUUCGACACCCGGGCCGGCCUGUCCAGCCAUGCCCGGGCCCACCUCCGUGACUUUGGCAUCACCAACUGGGAUGUUACCAUCUCGCCAAUCCACAUCCUGAGGGAGUUGUUCUCCAGCAGGCCCGACCUUGUAAUCCCCACAGCUCCCCCUCGGAGCCCUGGCUCUUCACUGGAGGAGGGUGAGGAGGAAGAGGAGAAGAAAAUAGGGGAGGAAGGGGAGGGAAUCAUUGAGGUAAAGCUAGAGGGGGAGACAAGUGAAAGGACGCUGAGUGCCACCGCUUCUGAUGCACAGCCUUCAGCAUCUCCUCAACACUUCAAGAAUGCUGACAGUGUAGGGGAGUGUGAAGGUGAGGAGGAGGAAGCAGCUGAGGAUGACGAUGAGGAGGAACUGCAGCCUCCAGCUUUGGACGGACUGAGCCCGAUCCCUGGGAAAACAGGGCUGUGCAGCGUGGACACAGAUAGCCUCUCUCCAAGGGAGGAUGCAGACUCCAAGGUUCACAACUUGAAGUGUGAGGUGUGCGGAGCUCAGUUUGAGACCAGGCGGGGACUGUCCAGCCACGCCCGCUCUCACUUGCGCCAGCUUGGCAUCAGCUUUUCAGAGAGCAGCGGCGCACCCAUCGACCUGCUCUACCAAAUUUCCAAGGAGCGUGACAUAGACACCCGAAUAAGCUCACCUCCUCUGGAGCCCCUUACAGCCAAGAACUCCUCCUCGUCUGUUCCUCAGAAAGAUGAGGAAUUAGAAGACAUGGACUUAGACGAGAAACCCAUUCCUCUCUCCAUCCUGGCCAAAGCAGCAAAAGCAGUACCACCCUCUUCCUCUUCCACACCCACAGCUUCUCCUGGUGCCUCUCCGGCUCCGCCUCAUUCUGGCUCACCCUCCUCAGUGGUGAGGAAAGCCCCCAUUUCUUCUCUACUGCCCGUGUCUUCCCCCUUGCGCUCCCCAGAGCACAAGGCUGGGGGAAUGAAAAGCUUGACCUCUAACCUUUCUGCUCCGGCUACCAUCACAGCAGCCAAACCCCUGUGGGCACCGCAGGAGAAUGACGCUCCUCUCAACCUCACACUGGAGGUGGACCCCAACAAGGACAUUGUUUGUCAGUUGUGUGGUGCCUGGUUCGAAACUCGGAAAGGCCUGUCCAGCCAUGCACGAGCCCACCUGCGGCACUUUGGGGUGGAGUACUCCGAAUCCAAGGGCUCUCCCAUUGACCUCCUGAACCAGCUCAUUGAUACUGACGAGUUCAAGCACAAAGUCAGUACACUGCAGCUUGACAGCCACCCAGAACCACGGGGCCUCGCUACCACCAUCUCCUCCCCAAAGCAGUCCUCCUUGCUGAGCCUCUCCUCCUCCUCUUCCUCCUCUUCUUCAUCUCUCCUCUAUAAGGUCACCACAGCUAGGGGUGGGUCGACAUCCAAAGCUACCUCUUCCUCUGCCUCAUCUUUAUUUGGCCCACCUGCCAAGCGUCUCAAGUCUUCUUCCAUGCGGGUCUUCCGCCUGAGUAGUGGCGAGCUCAUGGCCCUUCCACACAGUGAACCUCCAAAGGAAAUAGGCUGUGAGUUCUGCGGGGAAUAUUUUGAGAACCGUAAAGGUCUUUCCAGCCACGCCCGCUCUCACCUGCGCCAAAUGGGCAUUACUGAGUGGUCUGUCAACGGCUCGCCAAUUGACACCCUGAGGGAGAUCAUCACAAGACGGGGUCUGCCUUGUGCUCUUCCACUAAAACCUCUCAAAACUCCACCUCCGUCCUCUCCGGGACCCCCUCGAUCGCCUCUGUCGACCUCCUCCUCUCCCUCAGCUACCCUCCUGAGUCGUCUACCUUUUGCCUUUGCCCGCCCCUCCAGUCCUCCUCAGACAGCUGUGUCUAAAUCAAGCUCAGCACCACCAACGUCCUCUGGUGGGCUGAUCCUUAAGCUGAAGCCUGAGCCGGUGCAGCUGGAGGUCACCACGCCUGCGGCUGUGGGAAGAAAUGAUGGCUUCUCUGGUGAACCACUCAACUGGAGCAGCUCUGACAGUGUGUUCCCCCUCAACUUAGCCAUGGCUCAUGAAGCGGAGCCUACAAGAGAUAUUCGUUGCGAGUUCUGCGGGGAAUAUUUUGAGAACCGCAAAGGCCUCUCCAGCCACGCCCGCUCCCACCUUCGCCAGAUGGGCAUCACUGAGUGGUCCGUCAACGGCUCGCCAAUUGACACCCUGAGGGAGGUAAUGCACAAGAAAGGGGUAGGCGCUUCCUCUAACUCAGACCAGGGAGUGAAGAGGGAGUCGAGCCAGGGAACCAACAGUCCCCGAUGGGAGAGCACAGGGGGCACUUCAGAGGGUUUGGGUGUUUCAGGCUACCAGUCCUCCAAGUUCCGCAAAUCUCCUCUCAGUUUGCUGCAAUCAGGCUCGAGGCUCCACAAGCAGGGCCUGGGGUCUGUGGGCACGUCUGCUACCCCACCUGCAGGGAAGUUCUUCAGGAUGUCCCCACUGGGGAAAAGGCCUCUUUCUGAGGAGGCCCAGUCAGUGGAGACCGACCACUCCCCGCCACAUCAGCUAAAGACUUUCUCCCCUCUGCCACACGAUUUCUCCUUCAAAAGAAAACCCUCGCCAGACAAGCACGGACACCAGGAUCCUAGUUGUGAGCUGUGUGGCUUCUUCUUUGAGAACCGUAAGGCACUGGCCAGCCAUGCGCGAGCCCACCUGAGGCAGUUUGGUGUGACUGAGUGGAGUGUAAAUGGCUCCCCCAUCGAGACGCUUAGCGCCUGGAUGCGCAGCAGGCCGCAGAAGGUGUUGGAGAUGCACCGUAGCUACAUGCAGGGUAACCGAUCCACCCUCAAGAAGAAGAGCAGCUCACCUCUCUCUGCGUCAAUGGAUUCUGACCAUAUCCUUCCCAUAUCAUCGCAGAAGGCCUCCUCUUCGUCCUCCUCCUCCUCCUCCUCCUCCUCCCAGUGGUCAUCGUCUUUGGCUGUGAGCCUGGCGCGACCACAGAGCCGCGAGGUGAGCCAGGGCUCUUCCAGGGCCGCUGAGUGUGAAGCUGGUACCAAUCAACUGACCGCACCCAUCAGGCCUGGCCGCAGCAGUCCCAGCCUCUCGCGGCUCGCUGGCGGCCUCCCGCUUCAAGCACAGGUGGCACGCAGUGAGCUUAAUGUCCGCCUGCCCAGAGGUUUUGAGCGUCGGCCCUUGAAGCACCCAUCUUGCCCAGAUGGACCAGAGAGGGACAGCGGCCCCCCUAAGCCGCCCCGCACAGGCACCGUCCCCGCCCUGGUGCCCAAACCUCCCUCUUACCCACUGGUCAAACUGGUGGGCAAGUUCUACACCCUGAAGUGCCGGUUCUGCGAGGUGGAGUUUCAUGGUCCGCUGUCGGUGCAGGAGGACUGGAUCAGACACCUGCAGCAGCACAUUCUCAAGAUGAACUACAACAAGCCCGCUGCUCCCAAAGCAGCCUCUGCUGGACCCCCUGCCGUAGCUGAUGACCCAGCCCUAGUCCAGGCCUCUGCCGCAGCCUCCACCUCUACCUCCAGUACCACCUCCACCACACCUGCCCGCACUACAGCUCCCAACAGCCGCUCCCCUACCCCUCCGGCCGAGCGUGCUUCCCCUCUCACUGCCACAGAGAUCGUAAAGGUCUCAGAGGAGCAACCCACCCCGUCUCCAGCUUCUAUUGUGCUCCCCACCCAGACAGUGUAAGCUCAGAUUCAUCACUGUCAAUUGACUUUUUUUUCCCCUGCCUUUGCAGUUUCUUUUCGUCCAUUCAUUUCUUUCCUUUGGCCUUCACAAAGUGUUUGAGGACGCGUGUCUCCCCACCAAAGAGCCCUCGGAGCACCUUUGAAGCAGCUUUCUAGACUGUUACCAUGGGAACGAAGCUCUCCUGGUUGUGCACCGGGGAUGGCUGAUAGUGGGAAGUGGCCAAGGUUAUAGGGAGAGAUGAACCAAUGUUUUUGUGUUUGCCUUGUUCAUAUUGAAUGUCCAGGUGAUGACGUGGACCAUUUCUGUAUCUCUCUUCCCAUUCACUGGGCAGUGUAAGGGUUAAUGUUGGCCUUUCACAAACUUCAACCCCCCCCCCCUUAUGAACAGUGCGUUACUGAGACCUGUGAGACUUUGACCAUCGCUAUCAGCAUGCUGGUAGCUUUGGCCUAAGCCUCUCACCUAAAGAUCCUGACUGAGAUUCAAUGACAUUUUUAAUCAUGCUAGUCUUGUGGUUGAGACUUCAAACAUGUGGUAACACUUAGUGUUAAAAGAGGCACUUUUAAUGUUGACAUUGUCACUGAGCACUUACUGACAAGCCCAUUUAAAUGGGUGGAAUCUGACAAAGACUAAUUCUGAUUGGUAAAAGGAGAAAGAAGUGGAAGCACACCCAAAAAGGGAAAAUCCCCCUAGUUUACAAACUAACUAUAAUGUAAUAUGUAAUGAUCCCAAAAUAAACAUUUUGCUUGAAUGUAGCUUAAAGCACCUAUUAAUACCAUUUCUGCACACCUUCAUACACAAUCGAACAUAAGCCCCAUGUUACUGUACUAUUGAUCGUUUUAGCUUUCAUGAUGUUACUACUCAACAGUCUGCUGUUGUGUUGAUGGCACAGUCUCUUUUUAAUCUCCCUCUCUGAAUUGGACAAGCAGGGCCAUCGAAAAACCUUCAAUGUUACAUAUUUCAAGUCGCUCCAUUCGUAGUGUUGCCAUUUUCUUCCUGCCUUUUUCAACUCCAAAUUUUAUUUAUUUAUUAUUAUGCAUCUGAAUGUGGUAAGCUAGGUCAUUUUAAAGCUAAGGUAGAACUUUGGAAUGUUUGAAAUUAGGUCAGUGGUGCACUUUUACACUGGUGCACGGUGUAUGCGUGCGUGCGUGUGUGUGUGUGCGUGUGUUAGUUCGUAUGUUCGUGUACAUACAUAGCUAAUGUGCAUUUGUUUCCCAUUUUAAAGAGACAGACAGAAGUAAACCUGCUUGAUAGGAAGACACCUCAGCUCAAUGUGAACUCAAUGUGGGAGCCUGUCUGUAGGUAGUCUGACCAGGACUGAUCUGCAUCCGUCAUCAUGUAAGGAUGUGCCAAAGAGUCUGUUUACUUCCUUGUCUUGCCUCUGUAAAAGCUGUUUACAUUGGACCUGUUGGUGGAGGAAACUCCACACAGCUAUCGAGUCCCCCUGGGCUCCACACUGAACAAUGGACUUAACCAGUGGUGAUCUGCGUCCACAACACACACCGCCGAGUUUCCCACAAUUUGGAAGAGUCCUGGAAUGGCUUUGUGGGACUCAUGUCGUUUCUGUAUGGUUAGAUUAUUCCACUUAAACAGGAACACAAACCAAACUCAUUAUGAUGUAGGGCUUUCGAGAACUGCUGGCCCUCAGUCCAAACACAGAAACAUGUCUGACCUUGCGCUCUUGAAGCUCAAGUGUGUUUCUUUCUACGUUGCUUCAGAAUGUGUUCAUAUCAACCCACAACUGAAGCAAUAACUAAAGGGGCCAUGUAGGCUGACGGCCUUUUAAAGUUUGUUCCAGUGUUGCCCAUGUUUGAAACAUGACUGUUUGAUCCAAACGAUACCCAAACCCUUUUAUGGAGUAUAGAUACAUACUAUAUAACUACAUGUACUUAAGAAACUGUUGAUGCUAGUAGAGCUAUCAGCAGUUCUAUUAGCAAGGUAGUUAAAAAAAAAUAAGUGAUCUUAAUUCCUCUAUCGUGAUUUGAUUUAAACCUUUGAUGCUAUGUAUUUUUUAUUGCUCUGUGCAUUUCUGUAUUUGCAGUCCUGCAAGGUGAAUCUUAGAGUAUUUUUUAUUUUUAUCCGUUAGUCUCUCCAAGCUGAAACUUUGGUGCUGGUGAGAAUGUUGUAGGUUGGGGUGCUGGUGAAUGACUGAUCGUGAAGACGACAUUUUAGUGUGGUUGUCAGGUCCUGGUAUCAAAGGACUCUACUAAGCAGGCCUUAAAGGGGACCACUUUGCAUGGUGAGAUAUGAUCUUCUCUGCAUUCACAGGGUAAGACAGUUAAGUCCAUAUAUAUAUUUGGACAAGUGUAAGUUUUUUGGCAUUUGGCCUCUGUACACCAAUACACUGUAUUUGUAAUGAAACAUGCAAGAUGUAAGCAAGCUUUAUUUUAAGAGGUCUGACAAAAGUGUGACAUUAAACAUUUAGGUGGCUCUUAAAUGAUGGGACAUGCUAACAUAAUUACAAAUGUAAGGAUGUUUGGAUGAAAAUCCUUUGCAGUCAGUGACUGAAUGCCUGAAGUCUGGAACCCAUGGACAUGACCAAAUGCUGAGUUUCCUCCUUUGAGAUGCUUUGCCAGGCCUUUACUGCAGCUGCCUUCAGCUGUUGCUUGUUUCUUGUUCUUUCUUCCUUCAGUCUUGGAUCAUCUGAGUGAAAAACAGGCUCUAUUGGAUUGACAUCAGGUGACUGACUUGGCCAGUGUAGAAUAUCCCAUUUCUUUGUCUUGAGAAAGUUUUGGGUUGCCUUUGCUGUAUGUUUAGGGUCAUCAUCCAUCUGCAAUAUGAAGCGAUGUCCUAUCAGUUGACAUCAUUUGGUAGAAUCCGAGCAGACAGUUUAGCCCUAAACACUUCAGAAUUCAUCCUGCUACUUUUAUCAGCAGUCAGCUCAUCAGUAAACACCAGUGACCCAGUUCCAUUGGCAGCCAUACAUGCCCAUGCCAUAGCACUGCAGCCGCCAUGUUCGAUACAUGAUGUGAUAUGCUUCAGAUCGUGAGCUGUUCCUUUCCUACUUUUCUCUUCCCAUCGUUCUGGUACAAGUUAAUCUUGGUUUCAUCAGUCCAAAGAAUCUUACUGCAGAACUGGGCAGGCUUUUUUAGGUGUUUUCUGGCAAAGUCUAAUGUGGCCUUUCUGUUGUUGAGCGUUAGCAGUGGUUUGCACCUUGUUGGGAAGCCUCUGUAUUCACAUGAAACCAUCUCUUGACUGUAGACUUUGACAAUGACAUGCGUACCUCCUCAAGAGCAUUCUUGACUUGGAUAGGCAUUGUGGAAGGGUUUUUCUUCACUAAUGACAGAACUCUGCGGACAUUCACGUUGUCAGCCAUUUGUAUAGUCACUUAUGAGCCACCAAAAAUGGUUGCGGAUGUACAAAAAUGUCUGUAAUUCCCAAAUGUUUAAUGUCACACUUUUUUCAAAUUAAAGCUGUCUUCACUUCUCUCACAUCUUGAGUGUUUCAUUUCACUUCAAUGUGGUGGCAUACAGAGGCCAAAUGCCAAAAAACAUGUACUUGUCCAAAAAUAUAUGGACCAAGUUGUAGAUGCUGUGGCCUGUUGGCAGGUCUUGUGGCUGCAUUACUUUGUGAAUCAGAGGCCGGCACGUUAGAGUUCCCUUAUAAGAUUACCUGACUAAGCCUCAGCUGGCGAAACUGGCUUUUUUGUGUGUGUGUGUGUGUGCGUGUGUGACUGAGUGUGUAAAAAGACAGUGAGAUGACGAUGAUUAAGAUGAAAAUGAUGCAGUUGAGAAAAGAACUGUACUGUAAACAAAGGGUUAAGUUUUAAGUGAAUCAACUCCAGAACAAACAAUAAAUGUGAUUUCAAUUUCAGACACUGAA
Messenger RNA from Scatophagus argus, 10521 nucleotides. RefSeq names its product WIZ zinc finger b (gene wizb). The record is from RefSeq and is a predicted model, not a curated record. The transcript is spliced from 17 exons. NCBI's taxonomy places the organism in Eukaryota, Metazoa, Chordata, Actinopteri, Scatophagidae. Bases 451 to 6702 code for a protein of 2083 amino acids. Gene Ontology annotation, molecular function: RNA polymerase II cis-regulatory region sequence-specific DNA binding; DNA-binding transcription factor activity, RNA polymerase II-specific. Gene Ontology annotation, cellular component: nucleus. Gene Ontology annotation, biological process: regulation of transcription by RNA polymerase II.